GUUUUACAGGAGGAAACCUCCAUACCAGGAAGUGACCUCAACCUGAUUUACCUGAGCUCCAGGGCCGCCGGAUACAAACCUGUCCUCAAAGUCACCAUGACACAGUCAUCCAUACCCUUCAACCUGAUGAAGGUUCACUUGAUGGUGGCGGUGGUGGGGCGUCUGUUCCAGAAAUGGUUCCCCGCCCAGCCCAAUCUGUCCUACACCUUCAUAUGGGACAAGACGGACGCCUACAGCCAGCGCGUCUACGGGCUGUCGGAAGCGGUGGUGUCGGUGGGGUUUGAGUACGAGUCCUGUCUUGAUCUCAUUCUGUGGGAGAAAAGGACGGCCAUUUUGCAGGGCUAUGAAAUGGACGCUUCUAAUAUGGGAGGAUGGACACUGGAUAAGCAUCAUAUCCUGGACAUACAGAACG
This is a messenger RNA of Lampris incognitus (smalleye Pacific opah), 412 nucleotides long. RefSeq names its product teneurin-3-like. Gene Ontology annotation, biological process: neuron development; heterophilic cell-cell adhesion. The transcript is spliced from 3 exons. Gene Ontology annotation, cellular component: neuron projection. The annotation marks the transcript as partial. NCBI's taxonomy places the organism in Eukaryota, Metazoa, Chordata, Actinopteri, Lampriformes, Lampridae. The record is from RefSeq and is a predicted model, not a curated record. Gene Ontology annotation, molecular function: protein homodimerization activity; protein heterodimerization activity; cell adhesion molecule binding.